AUGGCGUUGUCGACGGCCUCUGCUCAGUAUGGUCAAAGGCUAUUGCCUCAUAUCAUUGACGAUAUAGCAAGCAAAGAUCCACAACGAACUAUACUGCUCACAGCACGCUCAAGUGAUCCCAGGGACGGCUGGACUCCUAUGACGUUCGGCGAAUAUGCGAAUGCAAUCAACUACUGCGCACGAGAUAUAGUCGACAGAUAUGGGGAAGCCCCCGAGGGGAGUUUUCCUACAAUAGCAUAUAUCGGUCCUCAAGAUGCGCGAUACCUUAUAACCGUAAUGGCUGCCGUAAAAGCUGGCUACCAGGCACUGUUUAUAUCCCCAAGGAACUCUCAGCAAGCUCAGAUCAACCUCUUCGAAGCAACCAAAUGUGAUAUCCUUUGGUAUGCGGAACCCUUCAGCCAAGCUGUCAAACCUUGGCUACAGGAGAGGAAGAUGCAGACUCUACAAGUCAACUCAUUGCAACAAUGGUUUCCCGCAGAGCAGGUUCCUCACUUCUCUUAUUCUAAAACUUUCGAACAAGCAGAAUGGGAACCAUUCUGUGGUAUGGUUGCUAUUUCCGACGCAACCCAGGAGUUUGGUGAAUGGCAGGGCUCGAAGUAUUGGAUGGAUGAGUGUCAACAGAGGGUCAAGGGGUUGUUCAUACCCAUGCCCCUAUUUCAUGCUGCCGCCUUAUAUACCUUCUUUCAUAUUUCUGUCUAUAGGGGUGUCACUUCGAUUCUGAGCAUCGCGGAAAAGCCUUUAUCGCUUGAUUUGAUUUUAGAAUGCUUAGAGAAUGUAAAGUUUGAGGCCACAUUUCUCCCGCCUUCUGUUCUUGAAGACGCAAGUCAUAGCGAAGACUCUAUGACCAAGCUAAGCAACCUUGCAAGAGACGCCGGGGAGAGGUUGGUGAAACAUAAAGUUCCAAUUUUCAACUUGAUAAACUGUACAGAAUUUGGUAGCUUUCCGGUUUAUUUCCACAACGAUCACGAAUCAUGGGCAUAUUUCAAGUUCAAUUCUGAACAAUUUGGAGCCGAUUGGCGCCCAUACCAUGACGAUGCGUACGAACUAGUCAUAGUUCGCAAGGAUAAGAAACCAGGCUGGCAGGGUUUCUUUUAUACCUUCCCUGAACUUGACGAGUAUAGUACUAGGGACCUCUAUAAACGUCAUCCGACACUCCCAGACUUCUGGAUAUAUUACGGCCGUGCAGACAACAUCAUCGUUUUUUCGAAUGGCGAGAAGCUAAACCCUAUCACCAUCGAGCAGAUUGUCCAGGAUCAUCCAAAUGUUGCGGAGGCUUUGGUGAUAGGUUCGAACAAAUUCCAGGCUGGUCUAUUAGUUGAGCCUGUGAAUUACCCCGAAGACGAGGACAAUAGACAAAAAUUCAUUGACAGUAUUUGGCCGCUCGUUGAGAAAGCAAAUAGCGAGACAGUAGCUCAUGGGCAGAUAAGCAGAGAGCUAAUCACUCUUGCAAGUCCCAGCAAGCCCUUCCUCCGAUCCGGAAAGAACACCGUCCAGAAGGCCGGGACGAUUCGGCUUUAUGGGGAAGAGAUCGAAAAGCUCUAUGAAGAGAUUCAAGACGGUUCUCGACUAUCAGCGGUAACACUCAAUACGAGCUCCGAAGAAUCCUUAACCACUUCAAUUCUCGAACUCUUCAAGACACUAGGAUGCAACACAGGCAUUGGAGCGGACACAGACUUCUUUGCUGCAGGCAUCGAUUCAUUGCAAGUAAUGAAUGCGUCCAGAUCGCUUCAGGGUAGUCUCGGUGUUGAUUUGUCUGUGAUGAGCGCUCGAAUCAUUUAUCGCAACCCCACCCCUCGCCGGCUGGCCCGGUACAUCCUACACAAAACUACUAGCAACGGAGUCGUCAAUGGUGUCAAUGGCCACAAGGUCAAUGGUCAUAAGGUUAAUGGCCACAAAGAGGACCAUGACGUUGAGGUAGCAAAAACCCUUUACGAGAAAUACACAACAGACCUCGUGUGGGGUAAAGCAGGGCGCCCUGUAGCUCCAAGUGAAGAACAGACGGUUAUUCUGACAGGAUCAACUGGGGGGCUCGGUUCCUACCUGUUAGACCAGCUCAUUCGUAACCCAGCAGUAAAGAGGGUUGUAUGUCUCAACCGAGCCGAGGAUGGAGGUACCAGACAGCAAGAGAAGCAGAGAAAGGAGCGCGGACUUGUAUGGGAGACGGAGCACAUCACCAAAGUCGUGCAUUUCCAUGCCGACUUAUCUAAAGACAUGCUUGGCUUGUCACGAGACGUGUAUGAGACACUUCUGAAGGAGGCUCAUCGCAUCAUUCACAAUGCCUGGCCAGUUAACUUCAACAUAUCGACCGAAACGUUUGAGCCGCAGCUGCAAGGGGUUCGAAACCUAGCCAACUUCGCCGCAACUGCCGAACAUCGGGUUGCGGUUGUCUUCAUCUCGUCUAUUGGGACUGUGCAUCAAUGGGAUACAAAGCAGGGCCCUGUACCAGAAGAGCGAAUGGGAGAUUGGACCCUUCCCGGCAACAACUAUGGGCUUAGCAAAAUGACUGGUAGUUUAAUCCUGGAUGACGCUGCCGCGGUCGGGAAGUUCCCAGUCUCGUCAAUCCGCGUCGGACAGAUUGCCGGACCAGAGGCUGAGGUGGGGAUAUGGAACAAAAAUGAGUGGCUUCCGAGUAUUAUAGCCAGUAGCCUCUACAUGGGCAUCUUACCGCGAGACUUGGGGUCCAACAGUCGUAUAGAUUGGGUGCCUGUUGAACGCGUGGCCAGGCUAGUGCUAGACAUCGCGGGAGCGGCACCUGGAAAGCGAACCGAGGCAAGGGAGGCAGCCGGUUAUUUUCACGCGGUCAACGCAUCUGCAACCACUUGGGAGCAGAUCGCUCCAAGUGUCCAGCAGUAUUACGGCAACCGGAUCAAGCAGCUGGUGAGUUGGCAAGAAUGGGUGGACAAGCUGGAGAGUAGCAGUUCCACAGCCGAGGCAGACAUCGGCUCCAAUCCUGGUUUAAAGCUCAUUGAAACUUAUCGUCGGAUGGCGGUCGGUGCUACGCCCGUGGUUCUGGACCUGCGACGGACGAAUGAAAUAAGCAACGCGAUGACGGAAGCCCCGAUGGUUUCAGCCCAGUUGAUGGUACAGUGGUGCCGGCAGUGGCAAUUCUAACGAUGCACUUACAUAUAACACGUACCCCUCUAGCUUGUGGCGAGGUGUACGAUAUACAGGCGUUGGAUGAUUAUCACGGAUGAUGAAUAAUUAGUUAGGUCUAGUUAGAAAUUGUAGAUAUAAAUGAACUCGUAUGAUUACGAGCGAAAUACGUAGGUACCUAAUUACUAUAUUGUUACAGGUAACAUACCGGUAACUCACUCGCUAGUACAAG
Molecule: messenger RNA, 3325 nt
Organism: Xylaria bambusicola
Lineage: Eukaryota; Fungi; Ascomycota; Sordariomycetes; Xylariales; Xylariaceae
Product: male sterility protein-domain-containing protein
Exons: 7
Coding region: 1-3111 (1036 amino acids)
Molecular function (GO): phosphopantetheine binding
Source: RefSeq, a predicted model, not a curated record